Pleurotus ostreatus (oyster mushroom) is the source of this 1302-nucleotide messenger RNA. RefSeq lists its product as uncharacterized. The transcript has 7 exons. The record is from RefSeq and is a predicted model, not a curated record. Bases 1 to 1302 code for a protein of 433 amino acids. Lineage: Eukaryota; Fungi; Basidiomycota; Agaricomycetes; Agaricales; Pleurotaceae.
AUGCUUAGGAUUCUGCAAUCAUGGAGAGCUGGUCUGGCUGGCUGUGUGGUAGCACUCCUCCUGCGGUACUAUCAAUCCCAAUCCUCUGACCGCGCCAGCGUAUCGUCGCAAGGCCCCGACGUCACCGCUAUUGUCCUCAACUGGUCCCGCUUCCCAAAUGUCGUCAAGAUCGCCUCUGUGCUAUGCGAUCCAGCCUUGAACACUGUCAUUCAGAAUGUAACGAUUUGGAAUAACAAUCCAGCAUCUCUGAGCGUUGCGGACUUUGCGGACGCCAAGUGUCCGACUGGGAAACUACAUAUCUACAAUUCCCCGACCAAUGCGUUGUUCCAGGCGCGCUACAUAGCGUGCCAGCAUGCGGCUACGCCGUACUGUUUCAUUCAGGAUGACGACUAUCUCGUCUUACCAGAGAUCAUACGAACGAUGCGGUCUCGGAUCCCCCAGUCAGCAGAAAGAGGGAUCCACCUCCUUCCUCCUCACGAAAUGCUAUCCACUACCUUGCGGCCGAUCAGCCCUCCGGGCACGGACAUACACACAGGGUUCGCGUGGUUAGGACACGGUGCCAUGAUAUCCAGAACGAGGGCUACCGAAUUCCUACAGCUAAUGAACGAAUACGCUACUGACGAACAGCUCAAAAUGGCUGAUAACUAUUAUACCAUUCUGGCGAAUAGGAUCCCGGAGGUGUGGUUUGAUCAGGGGAUACCGCUCGGUGGGGGAGAAGCCUUCACGGUCGGAUCCGAAGGAGAUGAGCGGAACGAGAGGCAUAUUCGGAACGCCAUCGAGAUGCUGGGGAAGAUAUUGCAGACCAAUGAUAGUGUUCCCUACGUGAACCGGAAUCCGGACUCUGCGUCCUUGGGGUCGGUCCUUAUUGCGCCUCGAAGGGGGUCAGACGCUUUGUUUGAGACGAACAUCGAUGUUCUCCCCGCGCCUGCCGGCAUUUUAGAUGAUGCAAUACGGAAUCAUUAUCUGGACCAUCCGCCGUCGCACGCUGUCGACGGACGCACUGAUACCGCCUUUUGUCCUAUUAGUGGGGCUCAACGGGGAGAAUACUUGCUGUUUGACACUAUCAAUGGUAUAUCGCCGCACCAAAAUGCAUCACUGGUGUUUCUAGUCGACCCACUUGGCUGUGCUGCCCUCCGUUCGAGCACCUUUGAAGGGUCAGCAGACGGCAUGACCUGGGGUUCACUGAGGCCUAGCCAUCUCAUUUGUGAUCCAGAACAUCAAUCUAUAUCAGCCGAGACACCGAAGAGCAACGCUCCUGGCGAACGUGAACCUGCUCUGGUGUCUGUACGAGAUCUGGAUUGA